GGUGAACUUUUUUUCUUGUUAUUACCUCACCUCACUGCCUGUGAGGGCUUCAUUUCUCCAUAUCUGAGCUGCGAAAGCAGAGAAGAGGAGGAGGAAAUGGGUACAGAAUGCUUAACGUUCUUCUUCGCUCUGCUCCUAAUUUCCGGCGCACACUCCUUCUAUCUCCCCGGCGUUGCACCGCGAGAUAUCCAAAAGGGUGAACAACUUCCUGUCAAAGUGAACAAAUUGUCAUCUACCAAGACACAGCUCCCAUAUGAUUAUUACUACUUGAAUUACUGUAUACCACCCAAGAUUCUGAACAGUGCAGAAAAUUUGGGGGAGGUACUCCGGGGUGACCGCAUAGAGAAUUCUGUGUAUACUUUUGAAAUGAGAGAGGAUCAGUCUUGCAAAGUAGCCUGCAAAAUAACACUUGAGGCUGAAUCAGCAAAGAAUUUUAAGGAAAAAAUCGAUGAUGAAUAUCGAGUCAACAUGAUUCUUGAUAACCUUCCGGUUGCUGUUCUAAGGCAAAGGAGAGAUGGAAGUCAGUCAACAACUUAUGAACAUGGUUUCCGUGUUGGGUUCAAAGGAAAUUAUGCUGGGAGCAAGGAGGAGAAGUACUUUAUCAACAAUCACCUGAGCUUUAGAGUUAUGUUUCACAGAGAUCUUGAGACUGAGUCUGCUCGUAUUGUGGGGUUUGAAGUUUCUCCAAACAGCAUUAAUCAUGAAUUCAAGGAGUGGAAUGAAAAGAAUCCUCAGGUAACAACUUGCAACAAGGAUACCAAAAAUCUUGUUCCAGGUAGCACCGUUCCACAAGAAGUUGAGACAGGCAAGGUUGUUGUGUUCACAUAUGAUGUUACCUUCAAGGAGAGUGACAUAAAAUGGGCAUCUCGGUGGGACACAUACCUCCUCAUGAAUGAUGAUCAGAUCCAUUGGUUCUCCAUCAUAAACUCGCUAAUGAUUGUCCUCUUCCUUUCUGGCAUGGUGGCCAUGAUUAUGAUGAGAACAUUGUACAAAGAUAUUGCAAACUAUAAUCAGUUGGAAACACAAGAUGAGUCUCAGGAAGAAACAGGAUGGAAACUUGUCCAUGGAGAUGCAUUCAGGGUGCCAGUUAAUUACGGUUUACUUUGUGUUUAUAUUGGUACUGGCAUCCAGAUCUUUGGAAUGACACUUGUGACGAUGAUAUUUGCUUUGUUGGGCUUCUUAUCUCCUUCAAACCGAGGGGGGCUUAUGACUGCUAUGGUGCUCUUGUGGGUUUUUAUGGGGUUAUUUGCUGGUUACUCUUCAGCUCGUCUAUACAAAAUGUUCAGGGGCACAGAAUGGAAGAGGAAUACUUUAAAAACUGCUUUCAUGUUUCCUGGUAUCCUCUUUGCCGUAUUUUUUGUGCUGAAUGCACUGAUAUGGGAAGAACAAUCAUCUGGAGCUGUGCCCUUCGGGACAAUGUUUGCUCUUGUUUGCUUAUGGUUUGGCAUAUCAGUUCCCUUGGUCUUUGUUGGUAGUUACUUGGGUUUCAAAAAGCCAGCCAUUGAAGACCCAGUGAAGACAAACAAAAUUCCAAGGCAAAUACCUGAGCAAGCAUGGUACAUGAAGCCAGUGUUCUCAAUACUCAUUGGAGGCAUUCUUCCAUUUGGGGCAGUUUUCAUUGAGCUCUUCUUUAUCCUGACUUCAAUAUGGCUGAACCAGUUCUACUACAUCUUCGGCUUCCUUUUCAUAGUGUUUGUAAUUCUAAUGAUCACUUGUGCUGAGAUAACAAUUGUGCUCUGCUACUUCCAGUUAUGCAGCGAAGACUACCACUGGUGGUGGAGAUCUUACUUGACUGCAGGUUCUUCUGCUCUGUACCUUUUCCUCUACUCAGUUUUCUAUUUCUUCACCAAGUUGGAGAUCACAAAGCUAGUGUCAGGCAUCCUUUACUUUGGGUACAUGAUAAUUGUUUCCUAUGCCUUCUUUGUCUUGACUGGGACAAUUGGCUUUUAUGCUUGCUUCUGGUUCGUUAGGAAGAUAUACUCCUCUGUGAAAAUCGACUGACAUGAUAAAUCCAGGAUGAGGGUGAGGGAGGGCUUUGUGAACUACAGGCUUGAAUGGAGGAAAAGCAUAUUAGAUUAACUUCUUCGUCUCCAUCUCCCUCUGUGAGAUAAGAAUAUGAAACAUUUAUUCCUAUUUUCUUAUUUUUCUUUUUAUUUAGUAGGAUAGGUUUGGCUUCUUAUUUUGUAUACACUGUUACAAAUUUACUGUACUUGUCCUAGUUUCCUAGAAGUUUAAGCUGCAAGCUCCAUGUUUGGAUAUUUCUCAAUGAAACAGUGUAAAUUCUUGAAUGCUUCUUCAUUUGCUUA
Messenger RNA from Rubroshorea leprosula, 2306 nucleotides. NCBI's taxonomy places the organism in Eukaryota, Viridiplantae, Streptophyta, Magnoliopsida, Malvales, Dipterocarpaceae. The record is from the annotation of a GenBank genome assembly.